CCUGUCAGUGAAGAAGAAAAAGGAGUUUACACGUGUUUAGCCAGCCUAGACAGAUAUUUUGAGUAAUUGUUUCAGAUGUGGUUUUCUGGAUUUUAAAGUGAAAUUAAACGAAGUAAAAAUGCCGAAGGUCAAGGCGGAGAAGAGGAGCAGACAGCACCAAGAAGUUAAAAACCAGGGGAUCAUGUUUAACACCGGCAUCGGUCAGCACAUCCUGAAGAAUCCAUUGGUUGUCAAUGGGAUCAUUGAGAAGGCUGCCUUGAGGCCGACAGAUGUGGUUCUGGAGGUGGGACCUGGUACUGGUAACAUGACAGUGAAGUUGCUGGAAAAAGCCAAGAAGGUGGUGGCCUGUGAGUUGGACUGCAGAUUAGUGGCUGAACUUCAGAAAAGAGUUCAGUGCACACCCAUGCAGACCAAACUUCAAGUAUUAGUUGGAGAUGUACUGAAAACAGAUUUGCCAUUCUUCGACGUCUGUGUGGCUAAUUUACCUUACCAGAUUUCAUCACCGUUUGUCUUCAAGCUCCUGCUGCAUCGACCUUUCUUCAGGUGUGCCGUGUUGAUGUUCCAGAGAGAGUUUGCCAUGAGACUGGUCGCCACACCUGGAGACAAGCUGUACUGCAGACUGUCCAUCAACACACAACUGCUGGCUCGGGUUGACCAUCUGAUGAAGGUUGGGAAGAAUAAUUUCCGUCCUCCCCCAAAAGUGGAGUCGAGUGUCGUCAGGAUAGAACCGAAAAAUCCUCCUCCUCCAGUUAACUUCCAGGAGUGGGACGGCCUGGUCAGAAUAGCCUUUGUGCGUAAAAACAAAACCCUCAGCGCAGCUUUCAAGUCCACUGCAGUAGAACAACUUCUGGAAAAGAACUACAGGAUUCACUGCUCUGUACAUAAUGUGGAAGUCCCAGCAGACUUCAGCAUCAGCAAGAAGAUUGAGAGCGUUUUGCAGGAGGCUGAUUUCUGUGAGAAGAGAGCCAGGUCCAUGGACAUUGAUGACUUCAUGGUGCUGCUUCAUGCAUUCAACUCUGCAGGGAUCCACUUUUCUUAAACAGCUGAGGACACUGAAGAAAGCUGUCCUGUGACUCUUAUGUUCUGCCUUGAUGAGAGGGGAGAAGUUAGUGGUCAGAGGAGUGGAAAGUAAUAAUGUCAGCUUUACUUGGACGAACUGAAUUUCAAAUGUUGAAAUAGCGGUUGGAUGAAAUGUGCCAAGAAUAUUGGAGGACAGCUCAUAUUGAGUUUGCUAUUUUACCCUUAUGAGUAUAGAUCAAGUGUUCCUGGGCAUGCAUGGCCAGCUUUGAUAGAUAAAAGCUGUGUAAAGCCCUCUCGGUGGUUGAGGGACUGUCACUGUGUGUGUGUGCGUGUGUGAUAGUUUGUCUUUCAUUGAAAAUUACCUGUAAUGAAUGAUUAAUCUAGAUACAAUCUACAGUUUUUCUAAACUACAUCAAAAUGACCUACUUGUGGAAAAGGUUAAUAUUUAACAAGUGUAGAUUUUUGAGAGUGUGCAGUCUUAAAAUAAAUUCAGAUUGUCC
Messenger RNA from Chelmon rostratus (copperband butterflyfish), 1520 nucleotides. RefSeq names its product DIM1 dimethyladenosine transferase 1-like (S. cerevisiae) (gene dimt1l). Lineage: Eukaryota; Metazoa; Chordata; Actinopteri; Chaetodontiformes; Chaetodontidae. Gene Ontology annotation, molecular function: rRNA (adenine-N6,N6-)-dimethyltransferase activity. Gene Ontology annotation, cellular component: mitochondrial matrix. The transcript has 12 exons. The record is from RefSeq and is a predicted model, not a curated record. The coding region runs from base 119 to 1039 and encodes 306 amino acids. Gene Ontology annotation, biological process: rRNA methylation.